Molecule: messenger RNA, 903 nt
Organism: Ricinus communis (castor bean)
Lineage: Eukaryota; Viridiplantae; Streptophyta; Magnoliopsida; Malpighiales; Euphorbiaceae
Exons: 3
Coding region: 108-686 (192 amino acids)
Source: RefSeq, a predicted model, not a curated record
GAUCUUUUUCAGAUUAAAAAUAAAAAAGGCAAAAUCUACAGUUGCCCCGAUAAAAGCCGAGAUAUCGGUUUCUUGGGCUCUGAGCGAGACGAGAAAAAAAGAAACGCAUGGAAGGAGGGGGGUCGAGAUUGGGCCGCGCAUCAUCGCGAUAUGGCCCAUCAGCGACCGCCGCCGUGUUUAACGGUCCGGUGAGGAAGUGGAAGAAGAAGUGGGUCCAUGUGGGCCCUUCUUCUUCUUCUACCGGUAACCACCAAAAUUCUCGCUCUAACGCCCACGCUCACAACAACAAUAACAACAAUUCUCGUCUCCUCCUUUGUCGGUGGACCCCUCUCUCUCCGUCAACUGCCACUGAUGGUGCCUCUUCCUCCUCCUCCGAGGAGCCUCCCAAACGGAAGUUCCGUUAUACUCCGAUUGCCGUACUUGAAGAAAGGAAAAAGGCAGCUGAAAAGGUUGAUAAUGAAGGUAAUGCAUCUGGGACUGACCAAUCCACAGCAUUGGAAACUCCCAAGAAUGAUGAACUAAAUAGUGACUCUGAUUUGAAGACAGAAAACCAGGAUUCAAAUAUGAGUAAUUUGGAUUUGGGUUUGUGCCUGAAAGGCCACUACAGUGACCACGAUUCUGUUGGUGAGAGCAAUGGGGAUCAAAUGAAGAAAGAAAGCUCAGGUGGCUUUUGGACACCCAGCUGACACCCAGCAGCUCCUUAAAUCAAAAGAAGCAUGGUGGUCAUCCUCUAGCAUUAAACAGUCCUACUAGGUGCCCAUUGUGGUGCCUAUAACCACAUAAUGCAGUUAUCAUUGUAGGAGCAUCUAUUGUUCCACACCUUGUAAUUAUUCGUCGGGCUCCAUGCGGAGUUUGUUGAUGAAUGUUUUUGAAGUCAAUUAAUGGCAUUUGUACAUUCACUUA